Molecule: messenger RNA, 1146 nt
Organism: Aspergillus tanneri
Lineage: Eukaryota; Fungi; Ascomycota; Eurotiomycetes; Eurotiales; Aspergillaceae
Exons: 2
Coding region: 1-1146 (381 amino acids)
Source: RefSeq, a predicted model, not a curated record
AUGGAGUCGAGUUUCUAUGUCAUAGAUCCUGACGGAGACCUUCUCCUGGUCCUGGAAGAACGCUUUGGCAAGAUACAUCUGAAUGUGAUCAAGACAGAAUUAGACGCAGCAUCUACACCAGGGACUCUGGUCCCGAAUGAGGAACCGGGCGAUGAAGAGGCCAAUGGCAGCAUUGCAAAUGGAAGACAACAACAGGUUUCACUCAGAAGCUCUGCUUUAAUCGACGCUCUGCUUAAUGGCGAUACGCACAUCUGCGAGGGAAGAAUCCACAAGAUCAGAGUCCUGGUCUCCUCAAAACAUCUGACACUGGCUUCCAAAUACUUCCACGAUAGACUUAACGCUAUGCUGGACUUCAGUGAGAGCGAUGUGAUCCCCGCCUGUGCCAGCGAGAGGGACGCACUGCUUAUCUUACUGGACGUAUUGCACUGUCAGACUCGAAAGGUGCCGCGAUUCAUCACUUCCAGAAUGUUGUUUAUGGUCGCAGUUCUAGCAAACCAUUACGGUUGCGUGGAGGCAGUGGAGGCCUUCGCAGAAGUAUGGCUAGAUAAUUUGAAAGAUCAAGUGCCGAACGAGUACACGGAUGACUUGCCUCGAUGGAUCUUCAUCUCCUGGGUUUUUCGGGAUGGUGAAAUGUUCCAAGAGAUGACAAGCAUCGCUGUGCGAGAGAGUAUCGGCCCCAUGCCUUGCCUGGCUCUCCCCAUGAUCCCAGACAGCUUAGUGAGUGAGUAUAUUCGACACAGUGUAUCGAGCCACACAGGCUUAUAUCGAUUGAUUGUUGAAACAGGAACCAUAGAGAAGAUACGCCAGGAUUCCAUUGGGAAUCUUGUUCGGUCGCUUUACAAACGCACUGAGUCGGUUCUGCACAGCGGAUCCUGCUGUGAUGACUGUGACAAGAUGAUCUUGGGAACCCUCAUACGACACCUCCAGAUCCAUCAGCUUUAUCCUCCACCAAUGGCUCCAUUCCAUGGCUUCAGCGUGCACCAGUUCCAUCGAUUCCUUAACUCAGUACCCCGUCCACGCUGCAACGAGUUGAUUCAUCCUGUCAAUGGUUGCUCAGAGACCUGCGAGCUUCUGCCGGACACUAAUCGCGUCUUCUACGAUACGUUGGAGGCCACCGUUGGGUUGAUGUUCAGCGAGGUUCUUUGA